AUGCCGCUUCAAAAUGGCUGCUCCAUCAACACAGCGCCCCCCGAGGAGGAGGAGGAGGAGGAGGACUGCGAGCUGCUGCUGCCGCUCCACACAGCGCCCCCUUACUGCUGCUCGUCCCGGCUGAACCUGGCCGUGCUCAUGUUCUUCGGUUUCGCCGUGGUCUACGGUCUCCGCGUCAACCUGAGCGUGGCGAUGGUUGCCAUGGUGAACAACACAGAGACCGACCCGGCAACCAACAUCUCCAACUCCAGCAAACACGUGUGUCCUGUGCCACAGACCAACCAGAGCUCGCCGUUCUCUCCCAAGGACGGGGCGCCUGUGUAUCAGUGGGACUCCAAGGUCCAGGGCUGGCUCCUGGGGGCCUUCUUCUUCGGGUAUCUCUGCACUCAGAUCCCCGGGGGGUACUUGGCCGGUCACUACGGAGGGACCAAGUUCCUGGGGGUGGGGGUCCUGGGCACCGCGGCUCUGACCCUGCUCACCCCCCUGGCAGCGCAGUGGGGCCAGCACUGGCUGUUCGCACUCAGGGCUCUGGAGGGGUUCGGAGAGGGCGUGACGUUCCCGGCGAUGAUGGCGAUCUGGGCUCGUUGGGCUCCUCCUCUGGAGCGGUCUCGACUCAUGACGUUCUCUGGGUCUGGGGCCAACUUUGGGGCCUUCGUGGCUCUGCCUCUGACCGGCUUCAUCUGUGACACCCUGGGCUGGCCCUGGGUCUUCUACCUCUGCGGUGAGAGCCUACACACAUGGUACUGGGUCUUCUACCUCUGCGGUGAGAGCCUACACACAUGGUACUGGGUCUUCUACCUCUGCGGUGAGAGCCUACACACAUGGUACUGGGUCUUCUACCUCUGCGGUGAGAGCCUACACACAUGGUACUGGGUCUUCUACCUCUGCGAGUGUGGUGUUCUAGAGUGUGGUGUUCUAGAGUGUGUGGUUCUAGAGUGUGGUGUUCUAGAAGUGUGUGGUGUUCUAGAGUGUGGUGUUCUAGAGUGUGUGGUUCUAGAGUGUGGUGUUCUAGUGUGGGGUUCUAGAUGUGUGGUUCUAGUGUGUGGUUCUAGAGUGUGUGGUGUUCUAGAGUGUGGUGUUCUAAAGUGUGGUGUUCUAGAGGGUGGUGUUCUAGAGUGUGUGGUUCUAGUGAGUGUGGUUCUAGAGUGUGGUGUUCUAGAGUGGUGUUCUAGUGUGUGUGGUUCUAGAGUGUGUGGUGUUCUAGAGUGUGUGGUUCUAGCGAAGUGUGUGGUUCUAGAGUGUGUGGUUCUAGAGUGUGUGGUUCUAGAGUGUGUGGUUCUAAAGUGUGGUGUUCUAGAGUGUGUGGUUCUAGAGUGUGUGGUUCUAGAGGGUGUAGUUCUAUGUGGUGUUCUAGAGUGUGUGGUUCUAGAGUGUGUGGUUCUAGAGUGUGUGGUUCUAGAGUGUGUGGUUCUAAAGUGUGGUGUUCUAGAGUGUGUGGUUCUAGAGUGUGUGGUUCUAGAGGGUGGUGUUCUAGAGGGUGGUGUUCUAGAGGGUGUAGUUCUAGUGAGUGUGGUUCUAGUGUGGGGUGUUCUAGAGUGUGGUGUUCUAGAGUGUGUGGUUCUACUGUGUGUGGUUCUAGUGUGGGGUGUUCUAGAGUGUGGUGUUCUAGAGUGUGUGGUUCUAGAGUGUGUGGUUCUAGAGUGUGUGGUUCUAGAGUGUGUGGUUCUAAAGUGUGGUGUUCUAGAGUGUGUGGUUCUAGAGUGUGUGGUUCUAGAGGGUGGUGUUCUAGAGGGUGGUGUUCUAGAGGGUGUAGUUCUAGUGAGUGUGGUUCUAGUGUGGGGUGUUCUAGAGUGUGGUGUUCUAGAGUGUGUGGUUCUACUGUGUGUGGUUCUAGUGUGGGGUGUUCUAGAGUGUGGUGUUCUAGAGUGUGGUGUUCUAGUGUGUGGUGUUCUAGUGUGUGGUGUUCUAGAGUGUGGUGUUCUAGAGUGUGGUGUUCUAGAGUGUGUGUAUGGUGUUCUAGAGUGUGUGGUUCUAGUGUGUGUGGUUCUAGAGUGUGUGGUUCUAGUGUGUGUGGUUCUAGAGUGUGUGGUUCUAGUGUGGUGUGGCGGCGGGUGUCUGUGGGCUGUUUUCUGGUUCGCUCUCGUGGCGGACGACCCUCGGACUCACAAACGCAUCAGUGACGAAGAGCGAGGUUACAUCAUCAGCACCAUCGGGGCGCAGGUCAUUACCAUAAACACACAUGGUCCAUCGGGGCGCAGGUCAUUACCAUAA
Messenger RNA from Knipowitschia caucasica, 2211 nucleotides. Lineage: Eukaryota; Metazoa; Chordata; Actinopteri; Gobiiformes; Gobiidae. The record is from the annotation of a GenBank genome assembly.